Pseudophryne corroboree (corroboree frog) is the source of this 1411-nucleotide messenger RNA. RefSeq lists its product as uncharacterized. The transcript has 2 exons. The record is from RefSeq and is a predicted model, not a curated record. The coding region runs from base 215 to 862 and encodes 215 amino acids. NCBI's taxonomy places the organism in Eukaryota, Metazoa, Chordata, Amphibia, Anura, Myobatrachidae.
ACACCACAAAAAACAUCUGCCAGCAAAGAAAGCAAGGUCUGAUGUCCAUGGCCAACCACAGCAGGCUACCCCGCCACGAAGAUUAUCUACUGUUUGUUCGGUGCCCCCACUCCAAAUUUUGGACACACCUCCAAGACGCCAACCACACUCCCCUCAUCUUGAUUCUUCUAGUCCUGGUACCAGCAUCCCUCCGCAACAACAGCAACACAGUGACAUGGAUGACACAAUCAUGUUAGAAAUGCAUCCAGUAAUCGAAGGAAUCAGCCCCCCAGCACCUGUGAGUACUCCACCACAGCAAAGCACACCACAACCCCAACACAGCCCAACAACACCAGUAACACAAGGCCCUGAUCAAGUGUUCUGGACCAUUUGGGCUAGACAGCAGGCCACUAAUGAAGAUUGCCUGCGUAGGCAGACCCAAAUGUUUGCAAGCCUACCAUUUCACCUCAGACGAAUCAGCAGAAAUCUGAGUAGACAAAAUGAAACAAACACAAGAAUUGCAAAUACCAUGGAAAUCAUGCGUGCAGACAUUACACAUGUCAUGGGCAACUUACAGCGCAUAAUGGAAGAACAGCACAGACAACAGCAAAGCUAUAUAAACAUUUUAGAAAGCAAUCAAAUGAUCAAUGAAUCCAUGUCCAGAAUUGUAUACAAUCAAAAUGCUGCAACACGUGAACUCAAUGCCACCCUCACUAACCUCAAUGAAACACUCAGAUCCCUGCAGCAACAGCAAACAAGCAGCAGUUCUGGUACGACUACUCCAAAUGUAACGCCAGUGUCAUCACCACCAAGGCACUCCACCAGAGCACGCCAACACGACAGUGGUAAAGGCAAAGGCCAGGACAAGCAACCACCCAAAUAAACAUAAAAAAAAACACACCCAUUUCUUUAAAGAGAAGAGAAACAAAACACUUACCAAGUGUAUGAUUAACAGAAUAUAUAUAACACUUAGCUCCUUGACAAUUUGUACAACAUCAUUAAUUAUAACUGGUACAAACAACAACAGGAAUUUUGUACGCACAUUUCUUCUUUAUCAUCUUUGUAUUUUUUGUUAGCAGGAAACUGUUGUUUGAGCUGCACAUAGAUGCUAGCAUGCAGAAAGCAGACCACUUGAUUUUUUUCUAAUCAUUACUCUUUCUAGAUUCUAAUCAUUCUUUGAGCUAGCAGACAGACUAAUUGGCAGCCAGGCAGAUUCAUCCAUGACCAAUACAAUUUACAAUGUGAAUUGUAACUGUUUAACAUUUCUUCUCUAGAUGAAUUGACAAUAAAAACACAAUUGAGUUGGCUAAAAGUGUCCUAAUAUGUUGGGGAUAAUAUUUAGAUAAUUCAGUCCGAAAAUGACUGACAUUAUUGUUGUGCCAUGUUUGUGUGUGUUAAAAAUAAGUAAACAGAUUUAAAAACAUGAUGCAGA